AUGGAGAGUUCCUUUUAUCUAAAUGGUAAACCUCUUGUCUAGCCUCCAUUAACCAUCGACCAACAAUUAAACGAACGUCUCUCAAGAACAGGAUACAAGAUCGAAGAUAUAAACAGACUCAACGAACGUCCUACAUUAUAAAUUGUAGUUAUAUAACUAAUCCUUAAAGAUUGAGUUAGAUGGACUAACAUCUGGAUACUUGAAUAAUAAUCAAAUAUUUUAGAUGCUAAAAUAGUAAAUAAUGACUUGGAAUGAAAGAGUGACACUACAUCGAGCAUAAUAAAUAGAAUUAAAAGACCCUUUUGUGUAUGAUAACCUUUAUAGACAAUUAAAGAAUUCCUUACUUGAAGUUGUUAGCACCAGAAAUAAGUAGCAGUAACUAGAAUUUUUAAAUAAAGUCUCCAAUUGGUUCUUUCGUUAAUUACCAAAAUCAUAAAAAUAAUAAUUAACAUAAUCUUUAAUAGAAAAGAAGGACUAUGUAACACAUAUUUUCUAAUUUUAUAGACUUUCUAAGACAUUCCCAUCUCUUAUAAUGAAAGCAUGUAUGCUUCUGGAAUAGAAGAUUACAAAUCGAAAUAUAGGUCAAUGCAUCCAGAUAUAGAUCCACCUGAAGACAGAGUGAAAAGCUAUCACAGGAAAAAUCUCUUGUCUGACACAAGUACAAGACCUGGCACUACUCCAGGAAUAAUGGGCUUUUCACAACAUACAAGACCUUAUACUUCAUAAUCUACUUAUAAAAUGGUAGAUUAAGUUGAUAAAUUAUCAAGACCAAGAACAAACUAAUAAUAUUCAGUCAUUAAAUAAUAGUCUUCUUGGAUGUAUGAUGCCAAUUUACCAGUUUUCGAAACUUUUGAAGAAUAACAAAAAAGUACUAAACGAUUAAUCCAAAGGGAGGAAUCUCCUCUCAAAGCAGAUAAACCUACUGAUAGGGACAAAAUAGAAGGCAUUGAAUAAGAAUUAGAAGAAGAUGAAGAACAAUCUCCUGAUAAAGUCUAUGGUUCAUAAAAAGAUAUCUAGUCAUAAAAGGAUCUUUCUCCAACUAAAAAAAGAAAGAAGAAGGAAAGAGGGGACAAGUACAUUAGUAUUGCACCUGAAAAUAAGACUUUUAAGGCUGACAAAGACACUGAGUUAGCCUAUUAGAUUGGAUAAUCUGCGAGGCUUGGAGAGCUAUAAGGAACAUUCCACAAUUACGAUCCAACUAAUUUAGAAGAUAAAAUGGCUGCAGCUCGACUCAAUCAAUACUAUUAGGAAUAAAGAAUUAAAGAAAUAAAGGAGCAGAGGGAGGAUAUUGAAAUGGUUUAAUCUAUGAAAGACUGGGCAACAAACAAAAGCAGAAUUGAUGAAAUAAUACUUUAAUCUGAAAAUGUAUAAACAUGUGUGAUAAUCAUAGCUAUAAUCUAUGGGAUCUCAGUUCUCGAAUGUAGGUGUCAAGGUUUCGGAUAUCUAUGAGUCUAAAAAGAUGGAUCUUGCUGAAGAGAAAGCCUAUGCAAAUUAUCUUAAUAAAACCUCUUUUCCUAAAGGCAGAAUGGUGCAAAGUGCCAUUCCAGUUACUAAAAUUAUCGAAAAUACUGUUCUACCUACUUAAGUGGAUGAUGAGGCUGAGGAUUUCUAAUCUAAAAAUGCUUACUUGGAACAAAGAAUAAAUUCGUAAAGACUUGAAUUCUUGAAAAAAGCAAGAGGCAGCUGGUUGCCUGGAGGUGUAUCCAAUCACCCUAGGGCUGAUAACAUAUAAAACAAUCGUUCUUUAUCUUCCAGCUGUUUCAGAAGUGCUAGACCUUCGAAAUAAUUUAGUACUGUAUUCAAAAGUAAUAGUAUCAAAUCAGAUAUUGAUAAAUAAGUAUUGUAAAGUAAUAUCAACUUAGAUUAGCGAAAUUAAUGUAUUGAAGAAUAGAUUGGCCUCAGAAAAAAGGUUUGUGCCCAUCACAAUCCUACAAAAAUCAAUUGUGAUACCUCAAGGACACUUGAAUCCUCAAAAAGUGCCACUUCCUAAACCUGGGAUUUUGUUAGCCAAUAUACCUGAUACUGGGAAGAAAAUAAGAGGCAAAAAAAAGAAAUCUAAGAAAUGA
Molecule: messenger RNA, 2066 nt
Organism: Paramecium octaurelia
Lineage: Eukaryota; Ciliophora; Oligohymenophorea; Peniculida; Parameciidae
Source: the annotation of a GenBank genome assembly